This is a messenger RNA of Rhineura floridana, 1240 nucleotides long. It is a transcript of the gene NPDC1, whose product is annotated as neural proliferation, differentiation and control 1. Bases 127 to 1023 code for a protein of 298 amino acids. The transcript has 9 exons. Gene Ontology annotation, cellular component: membrane. NCBI's taxonomy places the organism in Eukaryota, Metazoa, Chordata, Lepidosauria, Squamata, Rhineuridae. The record is from RefSeq and is a predicted model, not a curated record.
GCCCGCCCCGCCCCGGGCUCUCCUUCUGCCAGCGCAGCGCCAAACAGCGCUGCUCUCUGGGCUCGGCCGCAUCUCCACGCCAGCGCCGCCGCGGCCGCGAUGCCCCGCCGGGCCAGCCGCUGAAGGAUGCGCGCCGCUCCCUUCCUCCGCCUGCUCCUCCUGCCGCCCUUCGCCUGGGGCCUCCUGGCCGGCCCGCCCGGAACAGAGUCAUGUCCUCGAAGCUUGGAUUGCACUCUACAGCGGCGCGAGUUCUGUCUCCCCGGAUCGUUCACCUGUGGCCCAUGUCUCCCCCAGUUUGUUGAGGAUGGACACGGGAAAUGCAUCUCCAAGAGGCGAGCAGCCAAUGGGCAAGCUGCAGUUCCCAACUUAGAGGAGGAAAUUGAUUUAGUGGCGGAUGCGCUGUCCAAACAGGAUGGCGCCCAUCUACGUCUCCUUCAGGAUGAAACUCCAGCCCCGGCAGGCCAGCACUCCAAGGUUGGUGUGUCAAAAUCAGAAUCCUUGCCCAGGGGGCAGGUGGGACUCCCACCUGCAACAUUUCACCCUCCCACAGAGGCAGUCAGAAGCUCUCCGGUGGAAUCAUCACGCCUCUCUUCAAAUGACGCGCUCAUACUUGGGAUGAUAGUUGUGUGUACAGCUGCAGGGAUUGCAGCUCUGGUCGUGGCGGCCAUUUGCUGGUGCAGGCUGCAAAGGGAAAUACGCCUUGCUCGGAAAGCUGACUACCCAGCUCACAAGCCACAGGAUGGUCCCCCGUCGUAUGACAAGAUCUCGCCUGGUGAUAAAAAGUUGGCACAGAGUGCACAGAUGUACCACUAUCAACACCAGAAGCAGCAAAUGCUCUCCAUGGAGAAGCAUAAAGAAGAGGCCAAAGUCCCCGAAUCUGCAUCGUCGGAUGAAGAAAACGAAGAUGGAGACUUCACGGUCUAUGAGUGCCCGGGGCUUGCUCCCACCGGAGAAAUGGAAGUGAAGAACCCGCUUUUCGAUGACUCCUCGUUACACCCCCCACCCCACCAACUGCACCCGUGACCUCUGGCUGAGCAUGCUGUGGACUGUCUGUGCGAAACGCCACGUGCAGGAACCUCCCAGGCUGCAGACUUCCUCGUGCCCUGAAGAGGGAGCAUCCAUCGCAGUGUCUGCAGAUGCCUGACUGUUAACACCCGCCACACCCACACGCACGCCAACAAAUGCAUCUCUGAAAUAAAUGCACCUCCUUGGCUUGCCGGGGAGCUGGCUCUGUUCUCCA